AAACACAACAGUGGUGGAUACAAAGGCUAGCAUGGCUGCAUCGUCUGUCCAUACUGCACUCCUGUUGUUGUCACUUUCAGGCAGGUGUCAGCUCUUUAACCUGGCUUAAGUAGUGCGCAUGCUCGCUCUUCCUACCUCAAUGACUGCUGCCAGUCAGGAGCUUCUUAGUUCCAUGAAUUAGUGCUUGGACCGCAGAGGGAGACUCUGAAACAGCAGACAUGAGCUUUACAAUCGAGGAGAGGGGCAGGCCAAACACUCAGGACUACAGGGUGUUUUUCAAAAACUCUGCAGGUGAAUACAUCUCUCCAUUCCAUGACAUACCUGUGUAUGCUAAUGAAGCAGAGAAUAUUUUCCAUGCUGUUGUUGAGGUUCCAAGAUGGAUGAAUGCAAAGAUGGAGAUUGCCACUAAAGAUCCUCUCAAUCCACUGAAACAAGAUAUGAAGAAGGGAAAUCUUCGAUAUGUAGCAAAUGUUUUCCCUCAUAAAGGCUACAUCUGGAAUUAUGGCGCUAUUCCACAGACAUGGGAAGACCCCAACCACAAGGACAGCGAUACAGGCUGCUGUGGAGACAACGAUCCUAUUGAUAUAUGUGACAUAGGAAACAAGGUGUGUUCGCGUGGAGAAAUAAUCAAAGUAAAAGUGUUGGGAACUCUGGCUUUGAUCGAUGAGGGAGAAACAGACUGGAAGGUCAUUGUGAUCAAUACAGAGGACCCUGAAGCGGACGACUUUAAUGAUAUCGAUGAUGUGAGACGACUAAAGCCUGGGUACCUGGAGGCAACUUUUGAUUGGUUCAAAAGAUACAAGGUCCCAGAUGGGAAACCAGAAAACCAGUUUGCUUUCAAUGGAGAGUUCAAGAACAGGGAUUUUGCAAUUGAAACAGUCAAGAGCACCCAUGAGUUUUGGAAGGCACUAAUAUCAAAGAAGACCAACGCUGGCGAGUUAAACUGCAUGAACACCAGUGUCUCAGACAGCCCAUUCUGCUGCUCUGCAGGAGACGCAGAGGCUGUGGUUAAGUCGGCUUGUGAUUUUGGAGCUGAAGAUCCCAUUCCAAGUUCAGUUGAUAAAUGGUUCUACUAUGAGAAGUAAGAAGAAAACCCCGAAGCACUUCCUUCAUCUGAUUUGACCUAUAUCAGAUUACUGCAACUUAAUGGACUCAUUCAUACUUUGUGCCCAAUCUAAUGGCAUUUUGUUCCUGUUUUCUGUGGAUGUCUGGUUGUUUUUGCUGUCUAAAUCUGCUUGUUGUUUUAUGUGUCACUUCAAUGUUAUAUUUAUUUUAGUGUUGGAAGACUUUUAUUUCAAUACUGAGAGAUCAUUACAAUAAAAAUACAA
This is a messenger RNA of Cheilinus undulatus (humphead wrasse), 1328 nucleotides long. RefSeq names its product inorganic pyrophosphatase 1a (gene ppa1a). Gene Ontology annotation, cellular component: cytoplasm. Gene Ontology annotation, biological process: phosphate-containing compound metabolic process. NCBI's taxonomy places the organism in Eukaryota, Metazoa, Chordata, Actinopteri, Labriformes, Labridae. Bases 219 to 1085 code for a protein of 288 amino acids. The record is from RefSeq and is a predicted model, not a curated record. Gene Ontology annotation, molecular function: magnesium ion binding; inorganic diphosphate phosphatase activity. The transcript has 11 exons.